Fusarium coffeatum is the source of this 963-nucleotide messenger RNA. RefSeq lists its product as uncharacterized. Bases 1 to 963 code for a protein of 320 amino acids. Lineage: Eukaryota; Fungi; Ascomycota; Sordariomycetes; Hypocreales; Nectriaceae. The transcript has a single exon. Gene Ontology annotation, biological process: purine nucleobase catabolic process; urate catabolic process. Gene Ontology annotation, cellular component: peroxisome. The record is from RefSeq and is a predicted model, not a curated record. Gene Ontology annotation, molecular function: urate oxidase activity.
AUGCCUUCCGUAUCUGCUGCUCGCUAUGGCAAGGACAAUGUCCGCGUCUGUAAAGUCGACCGCGAUGCUUCUACUGGUGUUCAAACCGUGACAGAAAUGACCGUCUGCUGUCUUCUCGAGGGAGAAAUUGAGACCUCCUACACCAAGGCCGAUAACAGUGUUGUCGUUGCCACCGACUCUAUCAAGAACACCAUCUACAUCACCGCCAAGCAGAACCCCGUCAACCCUCCUGAGUUGUAUGCCUCUAUCCUCGGCAGCCACUUCAUUGAGAAGUACAAGCACAUUCACGUUGCCAACGUCAGUGUCAAGACUGUUCGCUGGGCGCGUCUUGAGGUUGAUGGCAAGCCUCACCCUCAUAGCUUCUCCAAGGAUGGUGAGGAGACCCGAAAUGUCGAGGUCCGAGUGAGCCGACAGGAAGGCAUCGAGAUCAAGAGCUCUCUCGUUGGCUUGACUGUUCUGAAGAGUACCGGAUCUGCUUUCCAUGGCUUUGUCCGUGACGAGUACACAACGCUCCCUGAGACAUGGGACCGUAUCUUCUCGACAGACGUGGACGCCACAUGGAAGUGGAAGAAGUUCGACUCUCUCGCUGCUGUUAAGGAUGCCGUCCCCAAGUUCGACAGUGCGCGUGAGGCGGCGCGUACUAUCACCCUCAAGACGUUCGCCGAGGACUCGAGUGCUAGUGUACAAGCCACCAUGUACAAGAUGUCGGAGAUCAUCCUCGAGACUGUGCCCGAGGUCGCGACAGUCACCUACUCACUACCUAACAAGCAUUAUUUCGAGAUUGGUAAGCCCAAUUACUAUCCCCAUACUGGAGCACUCAUACUAACUCGUCGAUCAGAUCUGAGCUGGCACAAGGGGCUCAAGAACACAGGCAAGGAUGCCGAGGUCUACGCUCCCCAGUCAGGCCCUAAUGGUCUCAUCAAGUGCGAAGUGUCCCGAGACAGUCUGCAGUCAAAACUAUAA